Molecule: messenger RNA, 1162 nt
Organism: Adineta steineri
Lineage: Eukaryota; Metazoa; Rotifera; Eurotatoria; Adinetida; Adinetidae
Source: the annotation of a GenBank genome assembly
ACUCCCAAACGGUUUGAAUAUGAGUUUGGGUUUGGGUCAUGCCUAGAUUCAACUAAGCUCUUUACCUUUCUUAGUUAGAUUUAGUACUAUUUUUUGUAAGUAGUUUUCUUUUAAUUACUUACCUUGAAAAUGAACUUUUGGUUCAAAGAUUUUGAAUAAUGAGCAAGUCAUCUAAUAAAUAAGAAAAUACAGAAGAAGAAACAUGUUUCGAAAACCUUUAAGGCUAAAAGUAAAAAUAAAAUAAAUGCUUUCAGAAAGAUUCAUCUUAACUCUUGUCUUAACUUUUAAUAAAUAAUAUAAACUGUGAAUAGUUUAAUACGUAGACAAAACUCUUAUAUUGUCCAUACUGAUUAUGAAGCAAUGGAAGAGAACCACAGAAUCUAUAUUUUUACAUUCUUUAACACGUUAAUUAGGUAGAAAAAUGUGUUGUUAAAUUUGUCUUUUUUCGAUUUUAAAUAUAUAAAAUCGAGAUUCGACUACUGAUUUAGUGGGACAAGAGAGAACAGUAGCUAUUAUUCAAUUGAAAACACAGAGUAAAGCCUUAGAAAUAGUUUUAUUAAAUGCCGUUUGUAAUUCGACUGAAUCAUUGGCAUGUAUUUAAAAAAUCGGAAUCGUUUUUUACAGUGAGAAUUGUCAUGAUUCAUUAUUUAUUUUAUAUUUUCAAAUAUGAAUAUCUCACUGAAUAUGGUUUAAUCAUAAGCAGUCUAUCGUAAUGUUUUAUAUUAUUAAAAUAAACAUGAACAAAUUAUAACUAUCAAAUUUUCAGCGAUAGAUUUUUAACUAAAUUGUAAGAUACAUUUUUCUUUAUUUUCAGGUUUUUAGUAAAACAAAUGAAAACUCCGAUACUAACUUACGAAGCCACCUUGGUAAAUUGCAUCGAAUGAAGGACUUUCUUUAUCCAUCACAGAGAAUUCAAUACAAACCAAAACAUAACACAAUUUCUGCUGAAGAAAAACAAAUAUUAGAUACUGCUGCAAUCGAAGCAAUUGUACAAGAUAUACUUCCAUUUAAUCAUUUCAGAAAAGCUGGCAUGAUGAAAUUUUUAUCAAUUAUUAAGCCCGGUUAUCGUGGGCCACAUCGGAAGACCGUCCGCAAGCAUCUUGAACUUUUAUAUCAACAAAAACGAAAAUUAAUAAAAAAAACACCUAUCAUCUAUAUCUAA